This is a messenger RNA of Ostrinia nubilalis (European corn borer), 2251 nucleotides long. It is a transcript of the gene Smyd4-3, whose product is annotated as SET and MYND domain-containing protein 4-like. Bases 122 to 2173 code for a protein of 683 amino acids. The record is from RefSeq and is a predicted model, not a curated record. The transcript is spliced from 7 exons. Gene Ontology annotation, cellular component: nucleus; cytoplasm. Gene Ontology annotation, molecular function: histone deacetylase binding. Gene Ontology annotation, biological process: compound eye photoreceptor development. Lineage: Eukaryota; Metazoa; Arthropoda; Insecta; Lepidoptera; Crambidae.
CCAAUUACAAAAAUAGAAAUACAGUACCGUCGACACCGCCGCAGUGUGCCGGCUUUCACACGCUUUUAACCUUAAAGUAUAGUAAAACAGUCUGUCAGUGGUUGUAAAGUUACAUCGCAAAAUGUCCCAAGACGGCGGCUUCUUCAAAAAGUUCCAUGAAACCAUAAACCAGAAUAUAGACGACGUUACAAGGAACAAUUUCGCCAAUUUAGAAUGCAACGCUAAACGUGUUUCGUACUUGUGCAGUUUGCCUGUUAUAAAAAGUUACGAUAUUCGUGGGGACGUAGAGAAAUGUCAGACCAGCGGCGAUUUCCCGGUGAAAAAAGAUAUGGAAAAAGCGCGGCAGUUGAAGGAUGAAGGGAACAAGGCGGUGCUGAAAGGGAACUGGGGCAAGGCGCUGCAGAUGUACAGCCAGAGCAUGCUCUAUGUGCCGGCGAAGGAAACUGACGAGCUAUCAAUCUUGAUGGCGAAUCGAUCGGCAGCUCUCAACCACUUGGAGCAAUACGAGGAAACCCUCGCAGACAUCAAGCGGUGCCUGUCGCUCGGGUACCCUCGGCACUUGAGGUACAAGGUCUACGAGAGGAGGGCCCGGACUCUCCUGGUCCUCAAAAGAAAUAAGGAGGCAAUAUCAGCUUUUCAAGAUACAAUUACCGCACUCGAUGAAGCAGAUAAGCUUGAUAAGGAAAAGAGACAGAAAAUGAGAACUGACGCUAAACUCAUGUUAGAAAUUCUAAACAAAGGUCUAGUUCUAGCAGGCAACCCAAAAGACCCAGAACCAUUGAAGAAAACUCCCCCAAAACCUAAAUUGCCGGGUAAAAACAACCCCCAAUACCCCGCCGCUUCUGAAGCUAUACAAAUCGACCAGGAUGAUGUGAGAGGUAGAUUUGCUACAGCAACUAGAGAUAUACAAGUUGGAGAAAUUUUGCUCGUAGAAAAGCCUCAUAGUGGAGUCUUGCUUGGGGAAUAUUCUAAGACACAUUGCCAGAAUUGCUUCAUGAAGUGCCCGAUUCCACUGCCAUGCCCGAAAUGCCCUAACGUAAUAUUCUGCAGUGAAAAAUGUUUAGAGAUUGCGCAGAAAUCGUACCACGCCUACGAGUGCCAUAUACUUCCCCUUCUUUGGAAGUCUGGGUGUUCAGUGACAUGCCAUAUAGCGUUAAGAAUGAUCACACAAAACAAGAAAGAUUUCUUCACAAAUAUUUACAAAGACCUUGAUACCAAGUCUACUGGGCCUUACAAAACUGACGAUUACAGGAACAUCUACCACUUGGUAGCCCAUGAAGACAAGAGAACCAAACAGGACUUCUUGCAUAGAACACAGAUGACAGCGUUCUUGGUAAAAUUACUAGAGAUCAGCGGAUACUUUGAAGGAAAACCGAGAGAUACGCCAGUGAAUCUUGAAGAGUUGAAGUCAAUGGCGAUUGACGAGAAAUACAAAGACGACGUCGCUGUAAUCGGUGGUCUGAUACUGAAAAACCUGCAAGUUCUUCAAUUCAAUGCCCACGAAGUCUUUGAACUGCAGUGUCCGAGGCCGAAAGUUGGGCAGUGCGUUAUUAAGCACGGUGGAAAGUCUGUCUUCCUGGCUGGAGCGGUAUUCCCGACCCUUGCUCUUUUCAACCACAGUUGUGACCCCAGUGUAGUCAGGUAUUUCUGCGGCCCCCAGAUCGUAGUUCGUGCUGUCAAAAACAUCAAGAAAGGCGAGGAAGUGUCCGAGAACUAUGGCCCCAUAUUCACGAUGGUGCCCAAAGAAAAGAGGCAGGCAGACCUGAAAGAGCAAUACUGGUUUGACUGCAACUGCGCGCCUUGUAAGGACAACUGGCCUCUGUAUACUGAGAUGAAUGAGAACUACAUGCGGUUCAAGUGCGACUCGGACCGUCCGUGUCCCAACGUGGUGGCGGUUCCCCAUGACUGCAAGGAGUUCAUGGUGCAGUGCGGCCUCUGCCAGCAGUAUACCAACAUUCUAAAGGGACUCAAGUCUUUGCAGGACACUGAAAUGAUGUACCGCCUGGGUCGUGCAGCAAUGGAAGAGGGCAAAUACGGAGAAGCUGUUAAGAAGUUCAUUGAAGUUAUAAAACUGUAUGACGCUACACUGGCACCGCCAUACCGAUCAUACUAUGACUGCGUACAGGACCUAAGAAGCUGUAUGCUGGCUGUUGGAAACUACAGCAUUGUUUAAAAACUGUAUUUUGUUAUUUAUUUUUCUUCUGUUUUGUUUGUUUUAAUACUAAUCUUAAAUAAAUGUUGGUCAUUAAAA